Messenger RNA from Rhopilema esculentum, 1543 nucleotides. Lineage: Eukaryota; Metazoa; Cnidaria; Scyphozoa; Rhizostomeae; Rhizostomatidae. The record is from RefSeq and is a predicted model, not a curated record.
AUGUCGUCUUUAUAUGGGCGACUUUCCUGGACAACUAAAUUCUUUAAUGAUGCAAAUGCUAGAGCUGGAAGUGAAGGAAACAACAUAAAAAAAAACAGAAUUACAGAAAUCAUACCAAAUGAUGUGCAUCGUGUGGUUUUGAAGCAGGCAAUUUAUGAAAACAACAGUGGUUCUGACUACAUAAAUGCCACUUACGUAAAUGGCUAUAGUAAACUCAACGCCUUCAUCGCGACACAGCACCCACUGCCAGAGACUAUUGACGAUUUCUGGCUAAUGAUUCAGCAGACAGAAGUGUCUAUGGCGGUCCUUCUUAGCAACACUAUUCAUGGAAGCAUGGACCUUCCCAUCUUUUGGCCUCCACUGCACACAGCUCGGGAAUAUGGCGGUGUUUUAGUAAACCACCAAUCAGAGGAGAGCAACGGUGGCAGCAUUGAACGGAUGUUUACUGUCAGGAAUGUUGAUCGACUUUCCUGGACAACUAAAUUCUUUAAUGAUGCAAAUGCUAGAGCUGGAGGUGAAGGAAACAACAUAACAAAAAACAGAAUUACAGAAAUAAUACCAAAUGAUGUGCAUCGUGUGGUUUUGAAGCAGGCAAUUUAUGAAAACAACAGUGGUUCUGACUACAUAAAUGCCACUUACGUAAAUGGCUAUAGUAAACUCAACGCCUUCAUCGCGACACAGCACCCACUGCCAGAGACUAUUGACGAUUUCUGGCUAAUGAUUCAGCAGACAGAAGUGUCUAUGGCGGUCCUUCUUAGCAACACUAUUCAUGGAAGCAUGGACCUUCCCAUCUUUUGGCCUCCACUGCACACAGCUCGGGAAUAUGGCGGUGUUUUAGUAAACCACCAAUCAGAGGAGAGCAACGGUGGCAGCAUUGAACGGAUGUUUACUGUCAGGAAUGUUGACUCAGCAGAGAAAUGGAGAAAUCUGACAAUGCUCCAGUUUGAGGGUUGGACUGAUCAUGGCGUUCCAAAAGACUUGGACAAAUUUAUAUCGCUGCUAAACAAAGUUGAAACACAUAAACAAAAUCAGUCUGAUGACAGACCAGUUGUAAUCAUCUGCAGAGAUGGUGCUGGUCGCUCUGGCACAUUUAUCGCUAUUUCACUCAUUCUGGAACGGUUCAAGGCAGAACAAGUUAUAGAUGUCUUUGAGGCAAUCAAACUGAUCAGAGGUUUUCGACCUGAGUUUGUGGAUAAUGCCGUUCAGUACAGGUUCUGCUACACUGCUGCACUAGCUGUCGUCGAUUCGUAUGGUACUUAUGAAAAAAUGUAUGAAUAAGAGCUGUUACCGCUUCAGCGAUAUUUCCCAGCAACGAGAAUAUUGCAGCACCUUUGCAUGACUGAAAUGUAACACUAUGAACAUGUUUUGUAUCAAAAUAUCUGUGAUAUACGCACAUUUUAUAAAGUAUUUGUUUAGCUUUUUGUAUCAUUUUAUAUUAGUAAUGAGAUAUAAUCAGAGCAACUCAUUCUUGUAUAAGCUGAAAUACGGAGCCAACCCCAAUUAACGUACUGACAUGACAACACAUGGUGAGACUCUAAAUUAA